Necator americanus (New World hookworm) is the source of this 240-nucleotide messenger RNA. RefSeq lists its product as uncharacterized. Bases 1 to 240 code for a protein of 79 amino acids. The transcript has a single exon. Lineage: Eukaryota; Metazoa; Nematoda; Chromadorea; Rhabditida; Ancylostomatidae. The record is from RefSeq and is a predicted model, not a curated record.
AUGCGAAAGUUGGAAUGGGACGACAUGGGAGUGAAGGUUGAUGGUCGGCAGCUACACCAUUUGCGCUUUGCUGAUGACAUCGUACUGAUAACACCUAGCAUCAGCCAAGCGAUUGCUGACCGAAUUCGACGAAACAUGUGGAUGCAUCGGUCUUCAGCUGAAUCUGCAAAGGACGACGUUCGUGCGCAACGGAUCGGUCUCGGAUGCCCCAUUCAUGCUCAGCGGAAGGAACAUAUCUGA